Molecule: messenger RNA, 1401 nt
Organism: Oncorhynchus mykiss (rainbow trout)
Lineage: Eukaryota; Metazoa; Chordata; Actinopteri; Salmoniformes; Salmonidae
Gene: radx
Product: RPA1 related single stranded DNA binding protein, X-linked
Molecular function (GO): single-stranded DNA binding
Source: RefSeq, a predicted model, not a curated record
UAUCUCUCCCUCCUCUCCUCGUAUCUCUCUCUCCUCUCCUCGUAUCUCUCCCUCCUCUCCUCGUAUCUCUCCCUCCUCUCCUCGUAUGUCUCCCUCCUCCCCUCGUCUCCCUCCCUCCUCUCCAGGCUCGUCGAUCAAAUUGAGUCCCAGGCUUCUGAUGCUGAGAGCAGGGUUAGGACUCAGCAACGGUAAAUCCCCAAAGAGAAAACUUUUCAGCAGUGCUGGACCCCCCAGGAAGAGACUGACUCUAGGGACCCAUCCAGAGGAGGAGACCGACACAGGAACAGAGGGCAGUCUGUGGGAAGCUUCCAUGGAGUUCCUGGAGACCAACUAUGAUGAAGAUGAGGAUGAUGAUGAUCAGGCCUUCCUCACGGCCCCCUCCUCUCCUGUCUCGUUGUUGGGUGGGUGUCGGCUGGGCCUGGCUCGCGUUGCCAUGGAGACGGUGCCCCUACAGUACUGCCCGGCGUCCAGGGAGGAACAGGCGGUUGCCGUGGAGAUGCAGACAGGAGAGUUCCAGAACCUUCGGUGUUGUAGAAGUCUCGAGAACUACAGCCCUACAGUGAGCUACACCCAGACUGGACACUACACACUCACACUCAGAGCUUUAUCUGACGGGGUGGUGGUCGAUGCAGUGUUCCUACCUGGUAGCUCUGCCACCAGCGCCCCUACAGGCCCCUCCUCUCCACAUGGCCCCUCCCACUCCGACCAGUGGUUCACCAUCCUGACACACGGAGGCUUUUCACCACACACCCCUCCACCUGCACCAGCGGAUCUGAUCGCAACGGCCUCCCAGCUGGCCAAUCAGAGGCUUGUGUGUGUUCUGGAGUUGUGUCUACUGGGAGGAGACAGAUUGGAGGUGGUCCUGAGUAGAGCCUUCCCUCUGAGAGACUGACCUCUUCAUCAUGCGUCAUAUUCAAGUCUAAUCUACUGUAUGUGGGAGUCAACUAAAUGUUUGGCAUUAUUUGAUCUUAGCAAAUCACACGAUUGUAAGGUGUGGCUCCGAAUCAAGAAACGUGCAGAGUGGGAGAUGAUUGGUUAAAGAAAAGCCAAUUCGAAGCCUUUCUUGCUGAUUUUCUAUUGGUGACAGAAUUUUUCCCUGACUUUUUCUAUUGGUGAGUGAAGAUGGCUUUUGUUCACGAGACUUUCCAUGGAAGGAGAAAAGAGGAAGGAGGAACGACAAUACUAAAAGACUAAAACACACUUCCUUUCUCUCUCUGACACACACACACUCACACACGCCCUUUCUCUCUCUGACACACACACACACACACACCCUUUCUCUCUCUGACACACACACACACUCUCACACACACACCUGACUGUGCAUUGUAAAGCCAGCUAUUUUAUGUUGUUUGAAACCGUGUUUUACAGGUGAAGGCUUAAUAAAGUAAGUACUAUGUA